AUGGCCUCAAAGGUGUCAUGUCUAUAUAUUUUGACAGUGGUUUGCUGGGCAAGUGCACUUUGGUACCUAAGUGUCACACUCGUCCAACAUCCAACUACAGUGGCUACAGGCUAAGCAAAGUGGUGUUAGCUCAAAAAAACAUUACUUUUGGCAAUAUUAGAACUCGACCCAUCAAUCCCCAUUCAUUUGAAUUUGUUAUUAAUGAGCCUGAGAAAUGUGAAAACAAUGGCAGCCCUUUUUUGGUUAUUCUAAUAAGCACAACCCAUAAGGAGUUUGAUGCCAGACAAGCCAUCCGAGAAACUUGGGGUAAUGAAAGCAACUUUAAGGGAAUUAAAAUUGUCACACUUUUCCUCCUCGGCAAAAAUGCAGAUCCAGUAUUAAACCAGAUGGUUGAGCAAGAAAGCCAGAUAUUUCACGAUAUAGUGGUGGAAGACUUUAUAGACUCAUACCAUAAUCUAACCCUCAAAACUAUGAUGGGCAUGAGAUGGGUGGCAACUUUCUGCUCCAAGGCUAAAUAUGUCAUGAAAACAGACAGUGAUAUUUUUGUAAAUAUGGACAAUUUAAUUUAUAAACUACUGAAACCAACUACAAAGCCAAGGAGGAGGUAUUUUACUGGAUAUGUUAUCAAUGGAGGACCCAUAAGGGAUGUCCGCAGCAAAUGGUAUAUGCCAAGAGACUUGUACCCAGAUAGUAACUAUCCGCCAUUUUGUUCAGGAACUGGGUAUAUCUUCUCUGCAGAUGUGGCGGAACUCAUUUAUAAAACAUCCCUCCACACAAGACUUUUGCAUCUUGAGGAUGUCUAUGUUGGACUUUGCUUGCGAAAACUUGGAAUCCACCCAUUUCAAAACAGUGGCUUUAAUCAUUGGAAAAUGGCUUACAGUCUGUGCCGAUACCGUAGAGUGAUCACAGUACAUCAGAUUGGCCCUGAAGAAAUGCACAGAAUUUGGAAUGACAUGCAAAGCAAAAAGCAUCUCCGAUGUUAG
Molecule: messenger RNA, 983 nt
Organism: Staurois parvus
Lineage: Eukaryota; Metazoa; Chordata; Amphibia; Anura; Ranidae
Source: the annotation of a GenBank genome assembly